GUGAGACACCAUAGCCCUAGAACAAACCAAAAGAUGUAUCUUUUCACUGUAAUCUCUGUCAACCUUUAAAAAGUAAACAUAUGCACUCGACUAAGCUGAACAAACCUAAAAAGGGGAUCUAUUUUUGACGCCGUAUUGCUCUAAAGAGGAGGUUCAUCUCAUACACCAGUCCGUGUGACUUCCUUCCUUUGCCAUAACAAACAUACCACAUGGGUGAAGUUCUGUCUAUUCGUAUGUCCACGAACAGUUCGCUGACACAUUUAUAUCGCUGUUUAACCGUGUAAACGCAUCUAAUAUGGGGAAAAAGAAGGCUCACGGAGAAGGCUCAGGGUUAGGGAGAGCUUUAAUAAAGGAGAGACUGAACGCAGGCCGCGGAUACAGGAGAAAUGACACAUGGCUGCACACCAGCGAGCUGAAUGAUGGAUAUGAUUGGGGUCGACUAAACCUACAGUCUGUCACAGAGCAGAGCUCUCUGGAUGACUUUCUUGCCACGGCUGAACUCGCUGGAACUGAAUUUGUUGCAGAGAAAAUGAACAUCAAAUUUGUCCCAGCUGAAGCGAGGGCUGGCUUGCUCUCCGCUGAGGAGUCCAGACGACUGAAGAAACUCCAUGAGGAAAACAAAGAGCUCUUGCGAAUCCCCCGAAGGCCUCCUUGGGACGAGAACACAAGCUCUGAGGUUCUACAGCAAACCGAGAGGGACAGUUUCCUUAUAUGGAGAAGAGAACUGGCACGGUUGGAAGAGGAACAAAAGAUGAUUCUUACCCCUUUUGAGAGGAAUCUCGAUUUCUGGAGGCAACUCUGGAGAGUUAUUGAGAGGAGUGAUGUUGUGGUUCAAAUUGUUGAUGCCAGAAACCCGCUUCUCUUCCGGUGUCCAGAUCUGGAAAAAUAUGUAAAAGAGGUCUCUAUUCACAAAGUAAACAUGCUUCUGCUGAACAAAGCUGACCUGCUCACUAGAGAACAGCGGCGAGCUUGGGCCAGAUACUUCCAGAAAGAGGGAAUCAGAGCAGUGUUCUGGUCUGCUUUAGCUGAGGCUCAACGACUCGAGGCUGAGGAGAAGGGAGAAGAGCUGAUGGACCAGGAGGAUCAGAGUGAUACUGAACUGGAAGCAGCCUCCAAAAAUGCCACAGAUCAUCAUGAGGAAAAUAGCACGACACCAAAUGAAAAGAAAGAUGAGAGUGAGCAGGAUGAAGAAGAAGAAGGUGGAGUCUGUGUUGAUGAGAAAGAAUGGCAGACAUGCUCUGAGGAAUCAGGAGACGAAGAUCAUGCUGUGGAGAACCCAGGGUCCGCAGAGGCUUUUUACAACUCGAGCCGUUUGUUACGUAAAAAUGAGCUGCUGGAGAUUUUUAAGUCUGUGCAUUCUGGGCUGACAUGCAAAGAUGGACAAAUCACAGUUGGAUUGGUUGGAUAUCCUAAUGUUGGAAAAAGCUCCACCAUCAACACCAUCAUGAGGAAUAAGAAAGUCUCAGUUUCAGCUACACCCGGACACACAAAGCAUUUUCAGACUCUGUUUGUUGAGCCUGGUCUCUGCCUGUGUGAUUGUCCUGGACUGGUCAUGCCAUCUUUUGUGUCCACCAAAGCCGAGAUGAUUUGCUCUGGGAUCCUACCUAUCGAUCAGUUAAGAGAUCAUGUUCCAGCCAUCUCUUUGGUAUGUCAGACUAUCCCUCGAACUGUUUUGGAGGGGACCUACGGUAUCAACAUCAUCAGACCGAGGGAAGACGAAGACCCUGAUCGAGUGCCUACCUAUGAGGAGCUGCUAAUGGCAUAUGGAUAUAUGAGAGGCUUCAUGACGGCACACGGCCAGCCAGACCAGUCAAGAUCAGCCCGUUAUGUUUUGAAAGACUAUGUCAGUGGAAAACUCCUUUACUGCCACCCUCCACCCCACAUUGACCCCAAAGACUUCCAGCCUCAGCACGCCAGGUUUGCCAUGCAGACUGAAGAUGCCGAACAGAUUUCUAGCAAUGCCAACAAUCCAUCGAAAGUCAAACGCAUAGAGAACACAGUGGAUAAAAGUUUCUUUCAUCAAGAAAAUGUGCGAGCGCUGACCAAGGGUGUGCAGAUGGUGAUGGGUUAUAAGCCUGGAAGUGGUCCUGUUGGGCCUGCAAAUGCAAACACACAACAACAGGCUGGGAAACCCUGGAAAAAACAUGGGAACCGGAACAAGAAGGAGAAAGUGAGAAGACUCAACAAACAUCUGGAUGCGUGAUCCCUGUUCUAAUCAAUCUGCAAGCGCAACCUCAAAGAUGUCUGGAUUUCUUACACUCUUUAAUGCAAAGACUCUUUAAUGAAUUUUCACAUUUCACCAUACAUUGAAGUGAUUGAUGAUUGCUGCUGGACAUUCCUCUUUGUUUGAAAUAUCGUCACUUAUAAUAAAGAAAUUGUCACUAUUUUAUCAGUG
Pimephales promelas (fathead minnow) is the source of this 2395-nucleotide messenger RNA. It is a transcript of the gene lsg1, whose product is annotated as large 60S subunit nuclear export GTPase 1. Gene Ontology annotation, cellular component: cytosol. Lineage: Eukaryota; Metazoa; Chordata; Actinopteri; Cypriniformes; Leuciscidae. Gene Ontology annotation, biological process: ribosomal subunit export from nucleus. The record is from RefSeq and is a predicted model, not a curated record. Gene Ontology annotation, molecular function: GTPase activity; GTP binding.